AUGACGUCCUUUCCACACCUGAGCUAUCAGCGUCAUCUAUCUAUCUAUCUAUCUAUCUAUCUAUCUAUCUAUCUAUCAGUGAUUCACUUUAUUAUCUAUCUAUCUAUCUAUCUAUCUAUCUAUCUAUCAGUUCAAUAUCUAUCCAUCUAUCAUUUGAUCUAUCUAUCUAUCUAUCUAUCUAUCUAUCAGUUCAAUAUCUAUCCAUCUAUCAUUGUAAAUAUCUAUCUAUCAUUGUACAUAUCUAUCUAUCUAUCUAUCUAUCUAUCUAUCUAUCUAUCUAUCUAUCAGUUUCACUUUAAUAUCUAUCUAUCUAUCUAUCAGUUUCUAUCUAUCUAUCAUCAUUACUUCUAUCUAUCUAUCUAUCUAUCUAUCUAUCUAUCUAUCUAUCUAUCUAUCCGUUUAUCUAUCUAUCUAUCUAUCUAUCUAUCUAUCUAUCUAUCUAUCUAUCUCAUUCACUUCAAUAUCUAUCUAUCUGUUCAAUAUCUAGCUAUCUGCUCAUUAUAUUUUGUCCUUAUCUCUACGUCCACAUUUUGUUCUCUUCUUCUUUGUCUUCCCAAAGUUUUUGUCAUUUUCUCUACGUCUUCACUUUCUUUUCUAGUUCUUCUUGUUUUUUCGUUACGUUUUUGUUUGUUUUACUUAUUUGUCUUCUGGUUGCUAUCUUCGAUUUAUUCUUUAUUUCGGUUUAAUUAUUCCCCGUGUCUUUAUCUUGCCUUUGCCUACGUUCAUUUUGUACGUUUUCGUCUUGUUCUAUAUAUUGUCAGCCAUUUUUCCUCACGAAUUUCUUUUCCUUCUCUUUUUAUGUCUUUUGUUUACAUCCCUGUCGUAGUUUCUGCCUUAUUCAGUGCUCUUUUUUCUUCUUUUCUUUUUGAUCUUUCUUUUUUUUUAAUUCUCUAUUCUACUUGUUAUUAUUUCUUUUUCAUGUUUUUCCAUAUUUCCAUUUUGUCUUCUUUUCUUCUGAAUGUUAUAUCUUCUUUUAUUUUUUUUUCUUUUUAA
Acanthosepion pharaonis is the source of this 993-nucleotide messenger RNA. Lineage: Eukaryota; Metazoa; Mollusca; Cephalopoda; Sepiida; Sepiidae. The record is from the annotation of a GenBank genome assembly.